This is a messenger RNA of Nerophis ophidion (straightnose pipefish), 938 nucleotides long. RefSeq names its product tachykinin precursor 3a (gene tac3a). The coding region runs from base 269 to 769 and encodes 166 amino acids. The record is from RefSeq and is a predicted model, not a curated record. Lineage: Eukaryota; Metazoa; Chordata; Actinopteri; Syngnathiformes; Syngnathidae. Gene Ontology annotation, biological process: tachykinin receptor signaling pathway; positive regulation of blood pressure. The transcript has 8 exons.
CUGCAGACCUCCAUUCCCACGUUGACGUGUGUCUGUGUGUCUCGUCAUUCCUUGUCACCCCCUGCUUCCUGGAUUGCCUCUUGGAUCUCGACCUCCCGCUUGGACACGGACCUCUGACGCAUUGCUAUUUGCCCUGACUCCCUGCCCGCUCACGGUCAUACGAGCCUGCCCAGCCCCUCUUGGACUUGCGUCUCGUUCAACACUACCGCCCAGCAUGAUAAAAGAUCGUCAACUCCACCUACGUUCCACUUGCUGAUUGGCGUUGCGCAUGUAUCCAGCUAUUAUUUAUUGCACCCAAAUCAGUGACGCCCCGUUUAUCCAGAGCAGCUCCCUCCACUCUGCCCCUGACCGCGCCAACUCACCAUCGUCUGUACGCACAAUAGGUGUUGCUGAUAAAAUGAGAGGUUUGAUAUUAAUGUCCCUUCUUCUCAUCGUCGAACUCCGAUUCAGUCUGUCCAGAUGCGAGGAGCCAGAGUCAGGCAAACUAACUCCACUUCAACGUCUGGGUUUGAGUAACCCCAAACGGAACCUCUUUAAGAGAUACAGCGAUUUGGAUUAUGACAGUUUUGUGGGUUUGAUGGGCAGAAGAGAUGCUGCCGAUACAAAUGCCGUGGAGCCCCCACAAAAAAGGGAAAUGCAUGACAUUUUUGUUGGAUUAAUGGGAAGGAGAAAUUCUGAGCCUGAUAACGGUCCCUGGAGAAGAGAAUACCCUGAGAGGAGAGGGGUUUUUGUGAACAAGUGUAGGCUGAGGUUUCUCCAGGGGCUGUGACAUAAAACAAAGCAACACAAUCAACACAAGGACAUAACACAGGACAUAAAUCAUAUCUCAACCUCCUAAGUGGCCAAUGAAAGAACCUAACAGCUCAUCCACUCAACUCAUACUAUGACUUCAUUCUUUUUCUUUAAAUGUUCAAAAUAAACAUACUUUUAUACAUAAA